AUGGGCAGCAGUGACAUCGCCCCUUCAGACACUACAGACGGGAUGUCGGAUGUGAUGUCAGACCGGAAAGUGGAGCAGCGGGAGGCCGCAGAGAGCACAGAGGCGGACGAGAAUGUGGCGCCUCAGAAAUGGCCCUCGGCCCCGGAACAGAAGUGCGCGCAGGCGAUCCCCUCGAGGAGGGGAAGCCAAGCCCUCAUGCACAAGACCCCUGAUGAUGCCAACGUUUGUAGCAUAAACAGACCAAACAUGAAUAGGAAUGACUUUGGAUGCAGUUGGUCAAUUGUUCCAAGAAGACAGGCCAGAAACCAAGAAUCAUUAAAUAGGUCACAGGAUGACAGACUCCAGAGAGAACACAGGAGGUCUCCUUCCAGAGCCCAGAGAGGGGAGGUGCCUCUGCAGGGCUGCGUGAGGGACAGGAACAGGAGGACAGAGGAGGUGCGGGGCCCAGGACCCUUUUUCUUCAUCGGAGGAGGGAACGGGGCCGCCGUAGUGGCUUCGUAUUGUGAGAGCCAAGGAUGGCAGCGCAUCCACGACAGGACGCGGGAAGACUACAAGCUGAAGUGGUGCGAGAUCAAGUCAAAAAUCACCUACUACAAUUUUAGGGAAGGAGAACAGCUGCUGUUCCAGAUCCCCAACAACAGGGUUCUGACCACUAAGAUCGGGCUCCUGUGCAGCCUGAGGGAGUAUGAGCGCGUCAGCAGCAAGGUGAACUACGGCCGAGGGAUGAGGAGGCUGAAGAUGGAGGAGUUUUUCCCCGAAACCUUCCGCAUGGACAUUAGAGAUGAGAGAGAUGCUUUCUUCGCCCUGCAGAAAGCGGGGGCGGAGGGUGGCGGGCGUCCCCAGGCCUGGAUCUGCAAGCCCACCGGCCUGAACCAGGGCCGGGGCAUCUUCCUGCUGCGUACGGAGGAGGAGGUGCGGGCCUUCCAGGCCCAGCUGCUGAGCACCGAGGAGAACCACAACUACAGGAGGCCGCCUUUCCGCCUGCCCCAGGCCCGAAUCGUGCAGAGGUAUAUCGAGAACCCCCUCCUCCUGAAAGGCAGGAAAUUUGACGUGCGAUCCUACUUUCUCAUCGCGUGCACCACACCAUACAUGGUGUUCUUUCGCCAUGGUUACGUUAGAUUGACCUGCGAAAUGUAUGAUCCCAACUCUAACAACCUAUCUGCCCAUUUGACCAAUCAGUACAUGCAGAAGAAGAACCCUCUGUACAACGCGCUGAAGGAGGAAACGGUCUGGUCCAUGGAGCGCUUCAAUGCCUAUGUUAAUGAGCAGUUCAGGGAGGCCAAGGCCCUCCCCCAGGACUGGGUGCUGGGAGCUUUCACAAAGCGGAUGCAAGUGAUCGUGUCGCAGUGCUUCCUGGCAGUGAAGGCCAAACUGGAACGCAAGCUGGGCCUCUUCGAUCUGAUUGGCUGCGACUUCAUGAUUGACGAGGACUUCAAGGUGUGGCUCCUGGAGAUGAAUUGUAACCCUGCUCUCCACACUAACUGCCAGGCCUUGAAGGAGGUGGUGCCCAGCGCAGUCAAUGAGACUCUUGACCUGGCCCUGGAGAUCUUCUCUAAGUGUCGGAGUGGGCAGAAGCUGCUGCCUCUGGCCAGUCAGCGGAACUUUGUCCUGCUGUACGGGGCCCACUGCAUCCCAGACCACCGGAGCAGAACCCCACGGCCCUUCAGAAUGCUCCACCAAAAGACCCCCAGGACCCAGAGGGCAGCCAACGAGGCCGCAAACGGGAGGAGCCUGCCCGCCCCCACGGCCCAGGCCCCGCCCACGCACCCCCCCAAACCGGCAGAGAACCGCAGGCCGGUCGUGGUGAAAGUGCCCAAGCCCAGGGGAACAUGGCUGCCCCUCCCCAAACCUCUGCAGCUGGGCACCUGGGACCUGCCGUCCGACACACCGUGGGUCCCCCGGCCCGCUGUCCAAAACCGGGGGAGGAGCAUCGUCUUGUCCCUCUCCACCCCCGGGCUGGGCGGCGAAUCAGGCGUCUCUAUUCCUCAUCUCAGGGAGAGCUCUGCCUCACUGCAGAAGGAGCGGCGCGUCAACUCCUGUCUGAAGUCCACACAGCUACCCGUGCACCGGGGGCACCCGAGGCCCCCUGGCGAGGAGGAGCAACAUGGAGCCACGCAAUGA
Messenger RNA from Conger conger (European conger), 2121 nucleotides. It is a transcript of the gene ttll10, whose product is annotated as tubulin tyrosine ligase-like family, member 10. Gene Ontology annotation, biological process: protein modification process. The record is from RefSeq and is a predicted model, not a curated record. The transcript has 12 exons. Lineage: Eukaryota; Metazoa; Chordata; Actinopteri; Anguilliformes; Congridae. Bases 1 to 2121 code for a protein of 706 amino acids.